This is a messenger RNA of Striga hermonthica, 1512 nucleotides long. The record is from the annotation of a GenBank genome assembly. NCBI's taxonomy places the organism in Eukaryota, Viridiplantae, Streptophyta, Magnoliopsida, Lamiales, Orobanchaceae.
AUGAUUAUAGUAACAAUAGUCCUCCUUUUUCUUCUCUCUAUCCAAACACUAGUAAUCCUCCUCAAACUCCCACACCGGAACCAAACCCCAAUCAAGGCCCGCUCCCCACCGGGCCCGCCCGGCCUGCCCUUCAUCGGAAACCUCCACCAGCUUGCCUCUGCGAAAGCUUUACACAUCUACCUAUGGCGCCUCUCGCGGAGAUACGGGCCUAUCAUACAGCUCAAGCUGGGCUCCGUCCCGACCAUAGUCAUCUCCUCCGCAGAAUUGGCCGAGCAAGUGAUGAAGGCCCAAGAUCUGGCCUUCUGCAGCCGGCCCAAUCUCGUCGGGCCCAAAAAGCUCAGCUACAACUGCGUGGACAUGGUGUUCUCACCCUACGGCGACUACUGGCGGGAGCUGCGGAAAAUCACGGCCGUCCAUUUACUCAGCAUGAAAAAGGUUCGGUCUUUUCGUCCGGUUCGUGAGGACGAAGUUUUCCGCAUGGUCUCGAGAGUCUCGUCUAAGCCGAUCGUCGACUUGAGCCACGUGGCCAUGGCUCUGGGGAACACUUUGAUCUGUAGGGUCGCGUUUGGCAAGAGGUAUGACGAGGAAGGGUACGAGCAGCGGAGGUUUGAUAAGCUACUGCAUGACGCUCAGGCCUUGCUGGCCGCCUUUUACGUGUCUGAUUAUUUCCCGGCGUUCGGUUGGGUGGAUAAGAUAUCUGGUAUGAUUAGUCGGCUGGAGUCGACUUUCGAGAAGCUGGACUCGUUCUAUCAGGAGCUUAUUUACGAGCAUAUGAGUAAGAGGAGGGAUGGUGGUGCACUGGAGGAUGAUGCUGAUAUUCUUGAUGUCUUGAUCCGGCUCAAAGAGGAUAAAUCGUGCUCGGUUGAUCUCGACUGGGAUGUUAUUAAGUCUUUGCUUACGGAUAUAUUUAUUGCCGCAUCAGAUACGAGCACAGCCUCGAUCGUGUGGACCAUGACGGUCCUAAUAAAAGCCCCACACAUCAUGCACAAAGUACAAGCCGAGAUCAGGAACACAAUAGACGCAAAGGGUUACGUAGACGAAGACGACGUACCCAAACUUCCCUAUCUAAAAGCCGUCAUAAACGAGACUUUACGAUUAUACCCUCCAGCCCCCAUGCUUGUUCCGAGACAAACGACGCAAAAAUGCUUCCUAGGAGGAUACGAAAUCCAACCAAAGACCUUGGUUUACGUGAAUGCAUGGGCCGUUGCAAGGGAUCCUCAGUACUGGGAAAAUCCGCACGAGUUCCAGCCCGAGAGAUUUUUGAACUCGAAUGUGGAUGUAAAGGGGCAGGAUUUUGGGGUGAUCCCGUUUGGAUCGGGCAGGAGAAUUUGUCCCGGGUUGCAUAUGGGCCUCGCAAAUGUAGAGCUGGCACUCGCGAAUCUGCUCUACUCGUUCGACUGGGACCUGCCGCCUGGUGUUAAGCCGCGGGAUAUUGAUACUGAUGUUUUGCCGGGAAUCACCACGCAUAAAAGAAAUGCACUCGUCCUUGUGCCUAAGAAGUAUGUUCCUUAG